UGGAACAACCUACUUUCGAUGUGGAAAUUCGAAAGAGAUAGGUUGGGGAAACCUUCCCAACCGACGAGAUACACCUCUACGUGGUGGUUGGGACAAUACUGCACAUAUAAUUUUGUUUGGUCCCGGUAGGUUAGACUAA
Messenger RNA from Racocetra persica, 139 nucleotides. Lineage: Eukaryota; Fungi; Glomeromycota; Glomeromycetes; Diversisporales; Gigasporaceae. The record is from the annotation of a GenBank genome assembly.